AUGUUCCACCUUCGUCUCCUGGGAGUCCCUCUUAUUUCCUUCGUCUGGGCUCUCCUUGCCGCCGCGCCGAGGUCGACUCCUCAAGCGGUCACCGCGACUCGAGUUUCGAGGGACCAUGGCCACCAUGUGUCAGUUCACUAUGUGGGACGUAACAGGGAAGGGCGAAGCUCUGGUCCGUCUUCUUGGGGGCUCUCAGACCGAUCUUCGUCACCUCUUCUUGAACCCAUCCCGAAGUCGGUCGAACUGGCCUCUUUCAUUGAGACCAGUGAGUCCCCCUCUAGUGGAGGCAUUUGGGCUGGUCUGAAGAGAUACGUCGAGCUCGGAACUAGUGGCGAGCGGAUCCCAACUAAAGACGAGAGUAAAAUUAAGGAAGAGACAAAUAAAGACACUUCUGGAGGGGACACCGCUUCGCCAGACAGUGACACUCCGGUGGAGGCGCAGCCGUCAGAAGCGACAGAAUCAAAGGCUGUUUCCACACAUGAGCAUCACCCAGGAAAGGAGACAGGAGCGGAUCCGAAAUCUGAAACGUACCAUCGUAUGGCCCAGAAAGAACUACGAGAUGCAAGAACCAGCUUGGUCAAGCAAACAAACGGGACACCUGAGGAGUACGGGGAGACAGGAAGCUUUCCUUCCCUCUGUGGAUCAUGGCAGACCGUGCCGUCUUCGCCGCACUUCCCAUCAAACGCAACUUUCACUCGAUACAGCGAGCAAGAUGCCAGUCUUUUGGAAGAUCAGUCGGACGCAGCAGAUGCGUUACCGUACCCAACAUGCCAGUGGCUACCUCGACGAGGCAUACACAUUUCGGAGAGGCGCACGUACGGGUUCGAACCAAAUGUUGUGAGCAUAGAGCGCCUCGAGUUCCAUUCCGAAGAAGGGUGCCUACCGACCCACCUGGCAAAAAUUUGGCGUUACUCGGGGUAUUGGCACCCAGAGUCUGCGGCAAAAGACUCGAGGACGAAGGCAGAGGAGAUGUCUGUGAAGGGAAAUUUCGUCUACUCUCAAGCUGUACCGCCUGAGUUCAUUAUCCUGCCCCAAGAGAUCCCCGUAAGCCACGAAGUGCUUGCGAACCGACUCAAGCACCGGCUGCGGAGACGACUGAGCGUUCUGCAGCAGAAACAUGGCAAAGCUCCCAACACGCCGCGCGACGAUUCUUUGAAAAGCGAGGCGGAGGAAGCCAUUGCAAGCAACUGGACCGACACCGUUGACCGGCGAUUCGUUACUCGGUGGAGAGACUACCUGGUUCAGCAGAACCGUUGGACCGAAAAAGUUUGCCAGUGGCAUCUGCUCCGAGAAAGCUGUUUGGUCCCGCCUCCUCUGGCAGGUCCCGCUGCCUCUAAAAAGCACACAGCUGGAGGAGAAGGCAAGAAGCAGCAUGAAAGCCACUGCUACAUCCCAUCUGUCCGACACUCUCUAACUCGAGAGGAUAGCAUUGACUACCUCAGUGUUCCUCUAUUUCCCUUCACCAAAGAUGCUGAACACGUGCGGCUGCGGAAAGUAGGAGGUUGUAAUCCCCACUUGCAAGUUAGCUUGCGACGGGACAAGGACACCAAAGCAUUGGCUGAAGAGCAGAAACGGCACUCUGCAGAGGAUGAGUUAGCCUCAGUUGCGGUUACUUCAAAGACAAUUCACCCUCACGACCACGCAUCGGCGCCUGCGGUGAGUGGAGGUGCCGAGGAAGGUACGACACCCGUUCCCAGCGAAACGGAAGAGAAAGGCGUGAGAGCACACGGAUUGGCAGAAAACACUCCACAGUCUGCAUCAGAGACAACGGCUCAGAACGCGCCUGCAGGUCCAACUGGGGAGCAGGAUUUGGUUGAGCCCCGCACUCAAGAGGAACCUAUCAAAGCGGUGACACAACAGGCACCACCGGUGGAGCAAGCGCCCCCCACUGAAGCAUCUGCAGAAGAGACAGGCGACAGCCAGCAACCAGAACAGGUUUCUGCCGCCGCACCGGAGCAAUCUCAACAACCUCCUCAACCUCUCCAAGAACAAGACGCUUCUUCCGCUGUCGAGCAGCCGCCGUCAUUCGAGGGGCAAACAGAGCCGCAGCAGGCACAAAGUUCCGAGGCGGCCCCAGAGGAGGCUGCUGAGAAGGACGCGCACCACGCACCCUUAGCAGAAUCUCCCUCGAGUGAAACGGCAGAUCCACAGACUGCAGAGGCUCCAGCACAAGAAGCAGACUCAACAACGCCUGCCUUCGAUGCUAGUUCGACGGGCGCAGCAACUCCGACAGUAACAGAGGUAUCCGACCAAGAGGGGGAUGGAGGAAACGAGGAAUCGUCUUCGGUGGCAGAAGAGUCUUCGUCUGAAUAA
Neospora caninum is the source of this 2313-nucleotide messenger RNA. RefSeq lists its product as hypothetical. The transcript has 7 exons. NCBI's taxonomy places the organism in Eukaryota, Apicomplexa, Conoidasida, Eucoccidiorida, Sarcocystidae. Bases 1 to 2313 code for a protein of 770 amino acids. The record is from RefSeq and is a predicted model, not a curated record.